AUGUCCCAGGCUUGGUCCUGCACGCCCUAUCUAGAGGAAAGGCGCAUCGCGGACACGUCGUGGUGCGCGUCUGGGACAAGUCGCAGCUGUCACACAAGUGACGUGCGACGUCUUUUUGAGGAACUGCGCCGUACCCGUACCGUCACCGUCUGUCCGCAGGCUGCCAGCAACACAACCGUGUCUCCGAGGCGUUCCGCGCCUUUCGCAAUCCUGGAUUUCAACACAAACAACCCUUCUCUCCACUUCACCCCCCCUUCAGAGACUUCCAAUUUGGAACCUCUGAACUCAAGUCUUGCCCCGCGCAACUUAAGUUCGCCGUCCUCCACCCCGUUCGACUUCACGUCGUCCACCACGGCUUCUCAUCAGACACCAUGGCACUCUUCACCAGCUCCCCAAGCCUAUCGGCAACCAUCUACGACCAGACCACACGCAUUCGAUUCGCCUCAGGACUUUGUGCUCUUCGACCAGUCAGCUCAGGUACCCCAGCGACCUCAGCGAGCACCGAGCGCUCCUCCGCCUCCGCAUACGUUUAACAACGGCCACUUCUACGCCAAUUCUGCACCUUCAUCGACCACAGAAUUACAGCAGCCUCAGUUACGACAACGCCCCCCGGUUCCCCUGUUUUCCAGCUCUAGCAACAACACUCCACAACUGAACAACGCCACAACUAUGGCAGACUUGAACAGCAACAACUCCUUUGACUCAGGCAUCAGCCUGUUGUCUGGCUUCCGCGCCUCCGGAGCUGUUUCUCUUGACGGGAUCAACGCGUUCACAGCCGUCAACGAUCCUUCCGUUGCCUCCGGCUCCACGCGCACCGUAUCCCCCAAGGACAUCUUUAACGAUGCCUUUGGAUCUAACCCUCCAUCUACGGCGUUCACAAACUUGACCUCGCCCGAUAUCAACGAUACGCCCUACAUGUUUGACAGCUUCAACUGCUCGCCAAGCUUCGAGGGCGACUUUUGCAUGCCCUCUGAUGACACAUCUUGGCCAUCCUUGUUCCCCGAGGUGGACAACACGGUUCCAGAGCCUGCUUAUGUUCCUGCAGCCAUUUCACUUCCAAUGGAUCGAACUAUCAGUAGCCAGUCCAUGGAGCGAUCUGGAUCCUCCAGUAUCGGCUCCCCUCGGGUCUUGAACAGUUCAUAUCGCAGAAAGUCAUCUGUCAACAACUCGCCUUCCAUCAAUGGCAUCAGUAAGGCGCGUCGUCGCAAGGGUGAACUACCAGCAAUCACCGUUGAUCCUAGCGACAAGGUCGCUUUGAAGCGAGCUCGCAAUACGCUUGCAGCUCGUGAAUCUCGACAGAGGAAGUUCGAUCAUGUCAGCGAACUUGAGCGUCGCAACUCUGAGCUCGAGGCGGAUGUAGAGAAGUGGAAGAGCAUCGCUAUUGCUCUCGGACACACCGGGUCUUGA
Messenger RNA from Plenodomus lingam JN3, 1407 nucleotides. NCBI's taxonomy places the organism in Eukaryota, Fungi, Ascomycota, Dothideomycetes, Pleosporales, Leptosphaeriaceae. The record is from RefSeq and is a predicted model, not a curated record.